Molecule: messenger RNA, 2003 nt
Organism: Cheilinus undulatus (humphead wrasse)
Lineage: Eukaryota; Metazoa; Chordata; Actinopteri; Labriformes; Labridae
Product: meiotic recombination protein REC8 homolog
Exons: 16
Coding region: 70-1773 (567 amino acids)
Biological process (GO): mitotic sister chromatid cohesion; replication-born double-strand break repair via sister chromatid exchange; synaptonemal complex assembly
Cellular component (GO): cohesin complex; synaptonemal complex
Molecular function (GO): chromatin binding; protein binding
Source: RefSeq, a predicted model, not a curated record
CCGCCCUUGCACUUCUCUGUUGUUCAGCUUUAAGGUCUUAUUUCUUUAUUUUUUAAAAUUUUCGUCAUAAUGUUUUACUACCCAGCAGUUUUAAGGCGCCACUCAGGAUGUUUCUCUACAGUCUGGCUGGUUGCUACCAAAGGCAUCAAGAUUACUCGUCGUGACUUCCUGAAAGUCAAUGUCAAAAGUACCUGUGACAACAUCAUAAACUAUGUGCUGGAGCGAGUCCCGCCACCUCUGCCUGAUCUGCCUCGACCUCGCUUCUCCCUCUACCUAUCCUCCCAGUUGCAGUAUGGCAUUGUUGUGGUAUUCCACAGACAGUGUGUCAUUUUUCUGGAGGAACUUCAGUCUGUUGUGGAACAGCUGGCAAAACAGAGGACAUCGCAGACAAUUGAUAUGGAUGAACACAGCAGACUCGCCCUUGAUUUCCCUGAUGCCCUGUUUCUGCUGGAGGACACUGAGGGCGCCCAAGACCCUCUGUUUGGAGAGAUGCUCAUGCAGGAUGAAAUGCCCAGUCCUAACAGUCUGAUACAGAUGGGGCAGGGGUUCACAAGGGAAACUUCACCAGACCGUCUUGAACAGGCCAGCCUUCCUACUGUUGUGACUGUUGCUGCUCUAGAAAGCGACCUCACUGCAUCUCCAGAAACCAUCACCCUGAGGGAGAUGGAGCAAGUAGCUAUUCCUGUCGCAGAGUUUGAAGGUGUGGAGCUUCUUGAUGAUCAUCCAGAUACUAUUGACCUCCUCUUGGCCCAAACAGACUAUUUUCCGGAAGGAGAUGUUGAGAUAGUGAGAGAGAAGGCGACUCCAGGAGAGCAAAAAAGGGAGAUAGAAAGAGGCAAAGGAGAGGCAGCGCUGGAGGGAGAGGGAGCUGAAACGCCAACAGUGUCCACUCUCAAAUUACAGCCUACUACUACUCUCUCCACUGAAGAAGCCAUGAUGGAGUCUGUGGAGAGGCCUGGACCCCCAACAGACCAGGUCACCCCAGUUUCUGUGCCUCCCCUCUCCUCCCCACUGCCUGCAGCAGGGAGACAAGGGAGACGGCGUCAGGAGGUAGAGGAUGUUCCUCCUGUUGGGAUGAAGAGGAGGAGGAGGAGGAGGCAGCUCAUCUUCUUUGACCCAGAGACACAGAUCCCUCAGGAGGUGCUGCAGCGGCAAAUCAAUAACCCUCAGGCUGAGACCAGACCACCCAGUGUCCCACCACCCCCCUCACACAUGAUGAUCUCUGCUGCUGAGCUCUUCAACAAACCGUGCACAUUCUUGCUUGAUGAAAUGCAGUCUCUAUGGAAACAAGCUGCGACCAUUACCCCUUUAUCAGGCUCAGACCUGCAGGUCGGGCAGCGAGGGUCCGAGUCCACUGACUCUGAGAUGGAACGACAGCAAGCGAUGCUGGAGGAGAUGGAAAUCGAGGACGAGAAACCAGAGUUCAGCCCUAAGGAGGUCCCCAGAGACGUGUCAGAGUCAGAGCUAUUUGAUAUUUCAGCCCAUGGUUCGUUGCCACUGGAGGCCUCUGAUCAGAGGGAAAUGCCUCAUGGAGUCUUGCCCAUGUACAUGUCAGAGAGAGAAGGGCUGCCUGAGUUGACCGAGCACGAUGAAACACCUGUGCUUUUUCAGUCUCUUCUGCCGCCAGAGGUCGACCGCCGAACUGUCAGCAACAUUUUUGAGAGGCUGCUGGGGACUUUAUCUACCAGAAAGAUCUGUGCUGUGCAGACAGAGCCUUAUGGUGACAUUUGGAUUUCACCUGGACCCAACUACAAUGAAACAGUCCUAGUUUAGUGAUGCAUUCACUGCCCCUCAGAGCCCCAAAAACGUCAUAGUUCAGUCCAAUAGAAGAUGAUCUGGUUCUAGUUGGGCAUUUUCCUGUGUUAACUUAAUAACUUACAAAAGAAGUCAAAUGAGAUUCUGUUUUAUUCAUCACAUCAUACGAUUUGUAUUGUUAUGUCUAGUUGGCAUAUUUAAAGGUUUUUAAAAUAUUUGUUUCAUGAAUUUCAGUGUGAUAUCAGUGU